AUGCGGAAAUAUCAGGAUCUACGGGAGCCGUCGUACGACACCUCAUCCCUUCAUGAGAGCUCAGCGUCCAUCGGGGUGUCCGAGUACACAAAAUCUCGCGCAACGUCCAUGGAGAACCUGUCGAGGGUGAUGGACGCCACAAAUAGCUCGAGAGCCUCCGGCUCCGGGAACAGUAGCGUAUCAAAUAUCUCCAUCGAACCGAUUACGCUCGCGAACUCGAUCGAUAACACCAGGGCACUGCUCAAGAAGAAAUCCCUUGUUCAGAUCAUCAACAAUUACAUCAAGGCUGGCAUCGAGGAAGGCAAAAAGCAAGCCAAGAAGUACAUCCGCAAGGCGUUGUCGUUCGGCGUGAGGUCCGGUUACUUGAUCCCGGCAGAUCCGAAGGGUCAAGUGAUCCGCGUGUCGCCAACGCUGGUGGAAUCCAGGAGCAGCGACCCAGAGUCACGGAAGCGACGGCGUAGGGCCCGUCAAGGCAACGUGGAUCCGUCGUUCAUCGAGCGGAAGGAACGUCGACGGUUGACCCCACCGUUGGCUGUCAGGCGGAAACCACGACGCGGCCAGUCGUCGGACCGGCUUGUUCCACGGAAACGUAGAAAGACGUCCGCGUCGAGGAAUCCCAAGUCGGACUUGAAUCUGACCAACCCAAACACGAAGAAGAAGGACGCGGAGACUACUCGACGGGAGAGGAACUCGGCGGGGAGCAAGAAGAGGAAAGAGCCCGUGAGAAGGAAAAAUCGAGUAGCGUGUUCGCAGCCCUCACUGCCGCCCAAAAGGAAAAGAAAACAGCCUUCUAGGCGCAACGACGAGGUGGUCGAAAGUCGACAGGAUCGCAAAAAUCGGACGACCAGGUCCUCGUACGUAGACAAGGACGAGAAGGAUAAUUUCGCGGAGACGAAGCAGAAUCGGACCGACGACGACGACGACAGCACAUACAGCGACAUCGAGCUGGAUCAGAAGACCGUGACAGAACGACGGAACUCGACAUCGAGCGUGGAGAUCGAGACGCAGGAGGGGAACGAAAACCCUGGAGAUCCUAACAGAGAAGUCGAAGAGCUGCCACAGUUACCGAAUAACGACGAGCAGGAGAGGAACGAAACCGGAGAUGUACAUUAG
This is a messenger RNA of Dufourea novaeangliae, 1113 nucleotides long. RefSeq lists its product as uncharacterized. The record is from RefSeq and is a predicted model, not a curated record. NCBI's taxonomy places the organism in Eukaryota, Metazoa, Arthropoda, Insecta, Hymenoptera, Halictidae. Bases 1 to 1113 code for a protein of 370 amino acids. The transcript is spliced from 3 exons.